Molecule: messenger RNA, 767 nt
Organism: Meloidogyne enterolobii
Lineage: Eukaryota; Metazoa; Nematoda; Chromadorea; Rhabditida; Meloidogynidae
Source: the annotation of a GenBank genome assembly
UUGUUUCAAAAUUUCUUUAAAGCUUUUAUAUUUUCUUUUAUUUUUAAGCAGCGAAAGACCUCGAAGCUCUGCCUCCGCCAAUUCCAAAACGUAAGAGGCGUUGUUGUGCAUUGCUGUGAUGUUCUCUAUAUUUGGUUUCUUCUGUGAAUUGCUGUGUAAUGAGAAAUUCUUUAUUGUGUAAUAUAUAAUUAUUUUGUUCUUUUAUUUGAUAAAAUUUUUUUGAAUAUUUUAUUAAUGAAAUCUGUUGAUAUAUUUUUAUAUCCAAUUUUAUAUUUUUUGUAUUUUUAUCAAUUUGUUUUGGGUUUUGUUCAACAAUUUUGUUUUAAUUUUCUCUUGUAUUUUAGAUUGAUUUAUUCAAAAAAAUAUUAAAAAUGUUCUUCUGCUCUUUUAUGUUUUUUGUUCUUCAACUUAUUUUCUGUACUGCUUGGGAUGUUGAGGAUGGUGAAGUCUUCAACAAUUCGUUGGCUACAAAUACGACGGGAAUGCCUGAGUUAAACAAUACAUACCAAAUGGGAAUUUUGGGUAAUGAUGGGAUUGUUGGAGGAGAGAAUAUGAUGGGAACUUUCAAUUUGGACAACAUCAGCACUACUGGAAAACCUGCUAAUUCCACCAGCGAUGAUGUCUGUCCGUUUGUGGGCUGUGUUGUGUUCUUUACUGUUGUUGGUUUUAUUGUUGUUAUUUUGGCAUUUGCUGUCCUUUCUGCUGCUAUUUGUCUUUAUGCAAAACGCAAAGCGCCUUCGGUUUUGCCUCAAAAUGUUAAUAAUUGA